GUCUGCGGUAAGCAUCCGGGUACUUCAUAGUUGAAAAUCCAAGAUGGAGGAAAUAGGAAUUACUGUUCAAAGUCAGGAUUCAAGCCGACCCACGACUGCUGCAAGCAAUUCUUUGUCCACUGUUGACCCUAAUGUAGAUGAUCUUUAUGCAAAAUACAAGAAGCUUCAAAAACAACUGGAGUUUUUAAAAGUUCAGGAAGAAUACAUUAAGGAUGAACAGAAAAAUCUCAAAAAGGAGCUGCUACAUGCACAAGAGGAAGUGAAACGCAUCCAAUCUGUUCCUCUGGUUAUUGGUCAGUUUUUGGAAGCUGUCGAUCAAAACACAGGAAUUGUUGGCUCUACAACAGGGUCAAACUACUACAUUCGCAUACUCAGUACCAUAGACCGGGAACUUUUGAAACCAAGUGCAUCUGUGGCUCUCCAUAAGCACUCCAAUGCACUUGUUGACGUCCUUCCUCCAGAAGCUGAUAGCAGUAUAGCAAUGUUAACCGCUGAUGAGAAGCCAAAUGUAGCCUACUCGGACAUUGGUGGAAUGGAUAUACAAAAGCAAGAAAUGCGAGAAGCUGUUGAGCUCCCUCUUACACAUUUUGAGCUCUACAAACAAAUUGGUAUUGAUCCACCACGCGGCGUUCUUAUGUAUGGUCCCCCAGGAUGCGGCAAGACCAUGUUAGCCAAGGCAGUUGCUCAUCACACAACAGCUGCCUUCAUUCGUGUUGUGGGCUCAGAAUUUGUCCAAAAAUAUCUUGGUGAAGGACCCAGGAUGGUUCGUGAUGUAUUUCGCCUGGCUAAAGAAAAUGCACCAGCAAUAAUUUUUAUAGAUGAGAUUGAUGCAAUUGCUACUAAGCGAUUUGAUGCACAAACAGGAGCUGACAGAGAAGUUCAGAGAAUAUUGCUUGAGCUGUUGAAUCAGAUGGAUGGCUUUGACCAGAAUGUAAAUGUCAAGGUCAUCAUGGCCACAAAUCGUCACGACACUCUUGACCCUGCAUUGUUACGUCCUGGUCGACUGGAUCGUAAGAUUGAAUUCCCCUUGCCAGAUAGAAGACAGAAACGUCUGAUCUUCUCCACCAUAACAGCUAAGAUGAACCUGUCAGAAGAAGUUGAUUUAGAGGAUUAUGUUGCGAGACCAGACAGAAUAAGUGGAGCUGAUAUCAAUGCUAUUUGCCAAGAGGCUGGCAUGCAGGCAGUACGAGAAAAUCGCUAUGUCAUCCUAGCUAAAGAUUUUGAGAAGGGCUACAAGAACAACGUAAAGAAAGAUGAAACAGAACAUGAGUUUUAUAAGUAAUGUUAUCUGUGUACCAAGAACUGAUACUUCUCACUGUCAAUAAAUGCUGAUGUCUGAGGGCUGCAAGAACAACAUGAAGAAAGAUGAAACACAACAUGAGUUUUAUUAGUAAUGUUAUCUGUGUACCCAGGACUGCUACUUCCCAUUGUGAAUAAAUGCCGGUUACUUGUGUA
Messenger RNA from Stylophora pistillata, 1455 nucleotides. Its product is annotated as 26S proteasome regulatory subunit 6B. Gene Ontology annotation, molecular function: ATP hydrolysis activity; ATP binding. The record is from RefSeq and is a predicted model, not a curated record. Lineage: Eukaryota; Metazoa; Cnidaria; Anthozoa; Scleractinia; Pocilloporidae.